UUCAAUAAUAGUACGAAGCAAAGCCGUGGUUUAGAGAUGUAUCCGACUCCUGCCACCCUCUAUGCUCUUAGAUUAUCAUUACAACAGUCUACCGUCUCGUCCAUGUUCCGUAAGAAUGUGGUCGAACGCAACGUCACUAAAUCAGCGUGUAUCCUUGCAACUAUUGGCCUAUCUAUGAGCAUAUUUUCAGUCAAGAAAAUGCUGACAUCGAAACACAAUGCUCGUUUAUAACACCGUUAUUAAAAUCAGCAGCAACGCAUCAUCCGAAAAAGAGGGAGAGAGAAAGAAAAAAUGAGAAGGCAAGAGGAAUAUUUUAUCGAAUAAGCGAGAGUUUGUUAUACCGAAUAUAUAUAUUAGUAUCAUGCUCAAAUUGAAAUGUCCAAUGUGUGUAUCAUGAAUCCUUUCAUGAUUCAUAUCCUGUAAAGAUUCAACUUUUUCUAAUGAAGUAUGUUAAUUACAUUAAACGUGCGAGUGAUUUCACACAUUACAUAUUUUAGACCUAAAAAAGAGCCAAAGUAGCAGAAAAUAAUUAUAAAAUGUACUAAAAAUGCAAUAAUAUGAUUCUGCUUAAGCUGUAAAAGUAAUUGUUUCAUGUUUCGAAGCUCCUGACUUAUUACAUCAGUGUGCCAUAUAAUUAAAAUGUAAGGUUUCCCAUAUCACGAUAUUUGUAGAAAAAUAAAUGCGAUUCGACAGUCUUUGAGGGAUGGUCUGUGAGAGUUAAUUUUUAAAAUGUUUUGCAAUAUCAACUCAGCUGAAGUUUUAAUGCGAUUGUUGCUGCUACUUAGUCACGAACGUUGAUGACUAAGUAAUAUAAGCACAUUGUAUACUUGUAUCCCCACUUUUUCGUAGUCAAAUGAUACAAAUUUUUCGCCACACAAAGUUGUUAAUGAAUAUUUAUUAAUAGAUUUAUGUCUUCAUGUUCCUUAAUCCCAAGUUUAUGUUCCUAUAACUGCACUAAAAGUUAGGAUAUUCCUAGACACGUAAAUAAUUUAAACAAAAUGUUACUUCGUACUUACAGAUAUAUUAAACUUCGUAGCUUCUUCAACACCGUAAUAGCUAUAAAGUAAUAAAAAAAGGCGACAGAAGCAUGUUUAUUAGA
Messenger RNA from Frieseomelitta varia, 1099 nucleotides. RefSeq lists its product as uncharacterized. The annotation marks the transcript as partial. Lineage: Eukaryota; Metazoa; Arthropoda; Insecta; Hymenoptera; Apidae. The record is from RefSeq and is a predicted model, not a curated record. The transcript is spliced from 3 exons.